UGUUGCUCGUCCAAUUGUUUGUUUGCCUACACGCACGGCGUAACAUGUUGGCGCGUACACAUGCCCUCUCGAAUCACUCACUCCAAAUCUCGCCAUAGCUGUGAGAGAUGUAAGCAAAGACGUGUGAAGUGUGACAUCAAGACUCCUUGUGGACACUGUCAGAGACGCGGCGAGAGAUGUAGCCUGGUCUCUGACACUCGGGUGCCUGAAUCUAGCCCCAUCGUCGGAGGUGCUCGCCCAAUCCCGUCCCGACAUCCGAGCAUCGCACGUGAUCAUACCCAGACCCACACUCACCUUGAACCCCUGGACGAUUUCUCUUUUCUAUCACUCUUCGUUCUGUCGGAGCAACCAUCGCCAAGGCCCCUAACGUGGACGGAAGAUUUAUUCUUGAUCAGCCACUUUACGUCCUCAACGUCUUAUACACUAUCUCAUCGAGAUGCCGACCGACAUCUCUGGCGUGUUAUGGUUCCGGAACUCGCAGUUGCACAUCCGUUUUUGAUGCAUGGUCUCCUGGCGGUAUCUGCUAUGCACCUUUCUUACCUUCGACCUUUGGACAGAAUCAAACACGAGACCCAAUCCAGCCAUCACCAGACUCUGGCUACAUCUCAAUUCCGGGAGGUAUUGAGCAACAUCUCGGCUGACAACUGCAAUGCCGUGUUCGUCAUGUGUGCCCUUUUGACGCUUAUAUCUAUGGUUUCCAUCGCACGGCGAUCAGACGCCCAUGUAUCGAAUUCGUUCUUUGUCGAUGAUAUCGUGCAUCAUUUCAUGCUUACGCGGGGCAUCGGUGCGGUUCUCGGCCAGCACUGGCAGAUUGUCUUGACCGGUCCGCUGAAAAUGUUGAGUACCGAGCGCUUAACGCACCCGGAAGAGCAUCGGUUACCAGAGAGCAUAGAAGCUCGGUUCCACCAAUUGCGAUCUUCCAUACUUCCUGAUAUCUGCAGAUACGACGAGGCCAGUCUAUUGACCUGCAUUUCCUCUCUCGCCUCCCUUGAAACAGUGUACAAGCAUAUGCACUUCUUGCAUCCGGACCUCCCUCGGCCUAAGCUUGAGGUUGGGGUCGCUUUGCGGUGGAUGUCUCUUGUGCCCCUCGAGUUUAUGACCUUGCUCAAAUCUUCGCAUCCCGGAGCAUUGGUAUUGCUAGCUCACUUCAUCAUUCUGUUCGAAACAUUCGAAGAUGUAUGGUUUUUGCAAGGUUGGAGUGAGCAUGCUCUCGGAAGGAUCAAGGAUGCGGUGGGCGCAGAAGCAUCAACAGCGUUACAAUGGCCAUGUGAGCGACUGAGUCUAGAGAAGGAAAGGAAACGAUAUCAAUAG
Periconia digitata is the source of this 1311-nucleotide messenger RNA. Lineage: Eukaryota; Fungi; Ascomycota; Dothideomycetes; Pleosporales; Periconiaceae. The record is from the annotation of a GenBank genome assembly.